Orbilia oligospora ATCC 24927 is the source of this 1299-nucleotide messenger RNA. RefSeq lists its product as uncharacterized. The transcript has 3 exons. The coding region runs from base 1 to 1299 and encodes 432 amino acids. The record is from RefSeq and is a predicted model, not a curated record. Gene Ontology annotation, cellular component: nucleus; RNA polymerase III complex. Gene Ontology annotation, biological process: DNA-templated transcription. NCBI's taxonomy places the organism in Eukaryota, Fungi, Ascomycota, Orbiliomycetes, Orbiliales, Orbiliaceae.
AUGCCCCCAAAACCAAAGGCGAAACCGAAGCCGCAGCCUCGAAGAACUGCUGGCGCUGCAGAAACUGUUACUUCUACUAUUGGAGCGGAUGCUUCCACGAUCCUGAAACAGGAGCCUGAGGACCACGACGUAAGAUUGCCCACGGCCGUCCCAACAGCGCCACAACCAUCCGCCUACAAAUCAUCGUCGCUCUUCAUUGAGGACCACUCGGAAUCGGAACCGGAAUCGGAAUCAGACAUUACUCGGCGGGCGCAGCAAUCCCAAUUAUCAAAAGAUUCAGGAGUACAACCCCUAGAAGUGCAUCAUAAUGCCGGGGAUGAAUCAGACGAAGAUGAAGCCGUGUACAGCGACAUCGACGAUGAUCCCAUUGUCCAAUCAUAUGACAUUGUCCUCAACACUACUUUCAAUGAUAUGAUGUACUUGUUCCAAUAUCCAGUGCGAAAUAGAUCGCAGCCUUACACCUUCCAGGAAGGGUUUGCACCAGCUGAGGCCAGGAUGAAAGUCAAUACGGGGGCACUUGAGCUCGAUAUCCCAAUAAACGUUGAACGAAACUACGAUGAGCGGAAAGGUGUUCUAUACGGCGACGUACUACACAAAUCUCGCAUCCAGAGAUCUCUGCGAGCAGGAGGCAGCGCCGAUGUUGGGGAUCGUGGCGACAAUUCCUCGGACAGGCGAAAAAGACGGAGAACAGCAGAAGAUGAAGGUAUGGAGGACGACAGCGCUAUACCGACCCCAGAGGCUCUCUUGGAUUUCGAGGAAGCAAAACGAAAGAACAGGAUAUUGAAUCGACAAACGCUAGGAGCUAAAAUGCAAGGUGCUGAUGCUAAUUACUUUGUUGCUUUAUUCGAAGGAGAUAAGCUUCAUUUCACACGGCUGACGGGGUCACUUCAACUACGGCCACAGUUCCACCACAUAGAUAUCAUGACGGAGCAAGAACGUGCAAACCAGAAGGCCAUGAGAGAGAUGAACAAUCCACAAAGCUCCAAAUCAGCGGAAGCCAGGGCUGUUAACUUGUCAGUGAAAACAGCUUCUGGGGACAACCGGACAUUGACUGCAGCAGAACAACUGGCAAAGGAUAUCCGGUUGGAAGAAGAUGAACCUUGGCGGGAAAUUGAGUGGGUAGAUCAAGAUGACGACGAAGCGUGGCAAAUGUUCGCGAAUGUACACAAGCAAAUGUCCACCCCGCUUAACAAUGUAUUCUCAAAGGCAGAAUAUUUCAAAUGGUGUACUACACAUACAAAUAUACCAGAGCUAGACGAAAGGAAAGGGGGCAAAUCACACAUUCGUCCUGGAAGAUGA